This is a messenger RNA of Nerophis lumbriciformis (worm pipefish), 1329 nucleotides long. NCBI's taxonomy places the organism in Eukaryota, Metazoa, Chordata, Actinopteri, Syngnathiformes, Syngnathidae. The record is from RefSeq and is a predicted model, not a curated record.
AUGGGGCUCUCUUUUUGGUGCAGGUGUUUACUUUUGCUGGGUUUGAUAGCUGUACAUGGCCACGCUGCAGUUCAGACAUGCAUGGAUAAACACCAAGUGGUUGGGGUGCUGAGACAGAUGGAGAAGUUUCUGAAAGGUCAGGAGCUUCGAUUCACCGAGGGCUUCCGGAUCAUGAAGUCAAAAUUGGCAACUCUUCAGAAUUCUGUCUCCAAGUUGCCUCAAGCGGACCAGUCAGCUGCUCCUGCCACCUGCCAGCCCCUGGAAGAACUGGAGCACGGGACCAAGUUUGGAUCCAAACACUUAGCCGGGCACGAGGUGCAUUUCUCUUGCUCGCAGGGUUACCAUCUGGUGGGUUCGGCCACACGUGUGUGCCAGGACAAUGGCACCUGGAGCGGAGUAGACGCAAUCUGCAAAGAUGUAAGUGAAUGUGCAAGUAACCCCUGCCAAAAUGGAGGUACCUGCGUGGAAGGUGUUAAUCAGUACAAAUGCACCUGCUCACAGAGCUGGAGUGGCUCUCAUUGCCAGCACCAUACUCAGACUGCUCCUCCCGAGUGGAGCGUAAUGAACGAUCCAGCGUUCAGCCGAAAACCUCGCUGUGCCCAAGUGAACCGGGCCCAACACUGCAGCUGUGAUGCAGGCUUCCACAUGAGUGGCACCUCUGACAACAGCAUCUGCCAGGAUGUCAAUGAGUGUGAAGUCUACCGUCUGGACCAGGGCGGGACGUUGUGCGUCCAUGAAUGUGUCAACGUCCCGGGUUCAUACCACUGCUCCUGCCCCAGUGGCUACAAGUUACUCCCAGAUGGGCGGAGCUGCGAGGAUGUGGACGAAUGUUUAAACCAGCAGCACAACUGUAGCCGAGGAACAACAUGCAUCAACACUGGGGGAGGCUUCCAGUGCAUCAACCCAGACUGUCCCCGAUCCCAUGGCAACAUCACCUACGUCAAAACAUCUCCUCUUCAGUGUGAGAGGAAUCCCUGCCCUAUGGAAAGCCGCUCCUGCCACCUCGCUCCAAAGACCAUCUCUUUCCACUAUCUCUCCCUCCCCUCCAACGUACAGACGCCCGCCACCCUUUUCCGAAUGGCCACCACGGGGGCUCCGGGGCGCGCGGGGCCCGACAGCCUGCGCUUUGGCAUCGUGGGAGGAAACUCCAGGGGUAUCUUUGUUAUGCAGCGCUCAGACAGACAAACUGGCGAGCUGAUACUGGUUCAGCAGCUGCGCGGGCCGCAGGAGAUCAACGUAGACGUGGACAUGUCGGAAUACGCCGACCGUAUCUUCCAGGCAAAGCAUGUGGCAAGAGUCCAUGUUCUGGUGUCACCCUACAACUUCUGA